GAGGCGAAGUCAGGCGGGGAAGCAGGACAGGCAGCGGCCGAGCGAGCGAGCCAGCCAGCGCGGGGCGCACCGAUCUCGGGAGGCGGGGAAGCCCCGCGGCCGCCGCGCCCGCCCCUUCCCCCGCCGCCCGCCCCCUCUCCCCCCGCCCGCCCGCUGCCUUCCUCCCUCUGCCUUCCUUCCCCACGGCCGGCCGCCUCCUCGCCCGCCCGCCCCCCCUCCCGCAGCCCAGGAGCCGAGGCCGCCUGCCGCGGCGGCCGUGGCGGCGGAGCCCUCAGCCAUGGCCUCGGGCGACACCCUCUACAUCGCCACGGACGGCUCGGAGAUGCCGGCCGAGAUCGUGGAGCUGCAUGAGAUCGAGGUGGAGACCAUCCCGGUGGAGACCAUCGAGACCACGGUGGUGGGCGAGGAGGAGGAGGAGGAGGACGACGACGAGGACGGUGGUGGCGGCGACCACGGCGGCGGCGGGGGCGGCCACGGGCACGCCGGCCACCACCAUCACCACCACCACCACCACCACCACCACCCGCCCAUGAUCGCGCUGCAGCCGCUGGUGACGGACGACCCGACCCAAGUGCACCACCACCAGGAGGUGAUCCUGGUGCAGACGCGCGAGGAGGUGGUCGGCGGGGACGACUCGGACGGGCUGCGCGCCGAGGACGGCUUCGAGGACCAGAUCCUCAUCCCGGUGCCCGCGCCGGCCGGCGGCGACGACGACUACAUAGAGCAGACGCUGGUCACCGUGGCGGCGGCCGGCAAGAGCGGCGGCGGGGCCUCGUCAGGCGGCGGCCGCGUGAAGAAGGGCGGCGGCAAGAAGAGCGGCAAGAAGAGUUACCUGGGCGGCGGGGCCGGCGCGGCGGGCGGCGGCGGCGCCGACCCGGGGAAUAAGAAGUGGGAGCAGAAGCAGGUGCAGAUCAAGACCCUGGAGGGCGAGUUCUCGGUCACCAUGUGGUCCUCGGAUGAAAAAAAAGAUAUUGACCAUGAAACAGUGGUUGAAGAGCAGAUCAUUGGAGAGAACUCACCUCCUGAUUAUUCUGAAUAUAUGACAGGCAAGAAACUCCCUCCUGGAGGGAUACCUGGCAUUGACCUCUCAGACCCUAAGCAACUGGCAGAAUUUGCCAGAAUGAAGCCAAGAAAAAUUAAAGAAGACGAUGCUCCAAGAACAAUAGCUUGCCCUCAUAAAGGCUGCACAAAGAUGUUCAGGGAUAACUCUGCUAUGAGGAAGCACCUGCACACCCACGGUCCCAGAGUCCACGUCUGUGCAGAGUGUGGCAAAGCGUUCGUUGAGAGCUCAAAGCUAAAACGACACCAGCUGGUUCAUACUGGAGAGAAGCCCUUUCAGUGCACAUUCGAAGGCUGCGGGAAGCGCUUUUCACUGGACUUCAAUUUGCGCACACAUGUGCGAAUCCAUACCGGAGACAGGCCCUAUGUGUGCCCCUUCGACGGUUGUAAUAAGAAGUUUGCUCAGUCAACUAACCUGAAAUCUCACAUCUUAACACACGCUAAAGCCAAAAACAACCAGUGAAAAGAAGAGAGAAGACCUUCUCGACCCUGGGAAGCCUCUUCAGGAGUGUGAUUGGGAAUAAAUAUGCCUCUCCUUUGUAUAUUAUUUCUAGGAAGAAUUUUAAAAAUGAAUCCUACACACUUAAGGGACAUGUUUUGAUAAAGUAGUAAAAAUUUAAAAAAUACUUUAAUAAGAUGACAUUGCUAAGAUGCUAUAUCUUGCUCUGUAAUCUCGUUUCAAAAACAAGGUGUUUUUGUAAAGUGUGGUCCCAACAGGAGGACAAUUCAUGAACUUCGCAUCAAAAGACAAUUCUUUAUACAACAGUGCUAAAAAUGGGACUUCUUUUCACAUUCUUAUAAAUAUGAAGCUCACCUGUUGCUUACAAUUUUUUUAAUUUUGUAUUUUCCAAGUGUGCAUAUUGUACACUUUUUGGGGAUAUGCUUAGUAAUGCUGUGUGAUUUUUCUGGAGGUUGAUAACUUUGCUUGCGGUAGAUUUUCUUUAAAAGAAUGGGCAGUUACAUGCAUACUUCAAAAGUAUUUUCCUGUACAAAAAAAAGUUAUAUAGGUUUUGUUUGCUAUCUUAAUUUUGGUUGUAUUCUUUGAUGUUAACACAUUUUGUAUAAUUGUAUCGUAUAGCUGUAUUGAAUCAUGUAGAAUCAAAUAUUAGAUGUGAUUUAAUAGUGUUAAUCAAUUUAAACCCAUUUUAGUCACUUUUUUUUUCCCCAAAAAAUACUGCCAGAUGCUGAUGUUCAGUGUAAUUUCUUUGCCUGUUCAGUUACAGAAAGUGGUGCUCAGUUGUAGAAUGUAUUGUACCUUUUAACAUCUGAUGUGUACAUCCGUGUAACAGAAAGGGCAACAAUAAAAUAGCGAUCCUAAAGAAAGAUUACGGCAGAAAGAGAUCUGUAAGCACAGCCUUAUUUUCUUCUGUUGUCCAGAAUACUUAUAAUUCUUGAGCCUCCCAGAAAUUGGAAGCAAAUAAAGCAACUCGAGUUUCCUUUAUUUUGCACUCAGUGACAGUGACUGUGAUGAGGUCUGUGCAUGGACACUUAGCAUUUCCUACGUGCCCUGAAUCCCGAGAGCAGGCAGGAGGCACCCCGAGCUAGGGAACUACCUCAGAGUACACAGACGACCCAUGGCUGGCAGGAUUGCCCUUGAUAUCUUGGUGCGUGUGGGAGUGAGACGUUUGCAUGGGCCUGAUGCUUUCUGGAGGGAAGGCACCGACUGGCAGUGGGUGCGCCAAGGGAGGAUGGGCCUGCCUUCUUUCUCAUCAUCACUCAAGCUGCCUUCAAUGGCAGUGGCUCCUUGGGUUGUCCAACAGGAAAUCUCAGUGCAGUCCUUAUUAGAUGCUAUCAGAUGUAGCAAUUGAGUGCCAGUAGCUGUUUGCUUGUAGACACAAUUAAGUGCAGAGCGGCAAGGCGAUUAGAUUAUUAGGAAGUUGUACUCAGUGAGUACUUGACUUGUCAUGUGUGACUCUUCAAUGUAUAAUUUUUGAACUUUUACUUACCUAGGGUCAAAUACCAGACUUGUUAACUAUUUUAUAAACUGCCGUGAUACAUCAAAAUCUCAUUUAUUCAAAAUGCAAACCUAACUGUCUGUCUUUCUGUGCUGAAUGCUUGACUACAAGGUAAAAUGACAAACAAGUACCAGGUUCAGUCACAAAGAGGCCGGGAGAGCAGCCGGUCGAACGCUUAGCCCAAUUUCUUAUGGCCUCACCAGGAGGAUUGGUGACCUGGAAACAGUGGCCCCGUGGCUCUGGAAUUUUGAAGUGCCUUCUGAACCAUACAUGGAAGUUGUAACUUGGGACAUUUGUUUUAUUCGUCCAGAAUCUGAUCCAGUGAGCAGUUGAUGGGACUGAGCUCAACAGCAGACCCAGCUGUGUGCUGGAGGGCAGGCUUUGCUGUGCCUGGCAGUCAGGAGGGGGUAAGACUAAAGGGGCCCCAUCAGAGCCAAGUACCCAUGUGUCUCCCCCAGGCCUUCGCUCCCUGCCAUCAGGUUAAGCUUUCCCAAAUGCCCUGCAGUCGCAGGCCAGAGCCACGUUGCCCUCCCUCACCCAAUAUUGUGCUACCUUCAAGCCUGGCCCUGGCACCUCAAGACCCUUGCCCAAGGCUCCACAGCAGAGCAGAACUGUGCUGUGGAAAGGCCUGCCAGCCACCCUGAAAGUCAGGCCCAUGUAUAGAGCGAGGCCUCAUCCAUCCUCUGUGCCUUGAUUCCUUGGGAGAUGCCCUUGGCCAUCUCUUCUGUCCCUUUCUGUCUUGAGUGGAGCAGUGAUCAUCAUCUUCACCCUUUCUGUGUUGGCAUUGUCUUCUCAGUGUGCAGUUAACUUCUGUUGGGAGUUCAAAGACAGCGUGGUGUGUGGGUCCUCACUUAGGACAGCAAUGUAGGGACCUGACAUGUCAGUGGCCAGAAGAAAGCUGCUUCUCAUUGGCUUUGGCUUAAACCCAUUUUGCUUGUUAGAAUUUAUAGUUUUGUUAUAGAUGUAAUUUACUAAUUUGAAAUGAUGUUCUAACAGUGAGUCCCUUGUCUAGACACUUAAUCUGAUUUGUAAGUAAUACUGAUAGACAUAUUUUCUUACAUCUGAGCAGAAAUAAAUGCAUGUUUUUAGCAAAUGUAAUGUAAAAACUCCAGAGGAUAAGUUUACACCCAAUAAGAUAUUAUUUUCUAUUUUUAAAUUUGAUAUUUGCCCCUCUUUGGUAGUGGGGUUGGGGGCAUAGUAUCUAUACAGAGCUGUCGCUCCAGAGUGACAUUUAUUUCCCGCAGAGAUGCUGAGCUCACGCUGUGCUGGGCCUUUGCGAUGUGUGUACUUUGCCCAGACGAGGAGCUGAGGAAAACCAAGACUUUUCCCCCUUCCCCCAUUUGGCUUCCACACACAGGUUCUUCUGAAUGCUGCUUGGUUUGCUAAGUUGGUGGGCAUGUAAGACCUGUGCAAAGACGGCCCAUGUUUCUAGGCAGUUUUAGCUUGUGUCUUCACAUAGAUGAGCGCCAACUGUCUUGUCGGUGAAGUGUGUGGUGCUCCAGGGAUAUGGUGCUGGCAUGGCUUAGCACCCACCCCACCUUUCCACUCAGCAGGACUCACCUGUGGUACAGCCCUCAAAUCACUGACUAGAGUGUAUGGCCAUGGCCCAGGAAGUCUUGCCCCCUAAGUUUACCCACUCCCCACAAUAGACAGGGACCCGACUACUGCUUCCUUUCCUCUGUGCUCCGAAUUGACAUGAUUUAGCCAGUCUGCCGUGGUUUCUUAUUCUCUUGACUUCUAGCCUACUUGAGGAUCAGAACAGAGAUGGGCAGAGUUGCCAGUAGAUAGAUGCCAUCCGUGACUGACUACUCAGAGGCACUGCCCUAGCAGCCCUACUGGCUGCAGAAGCUAGCUCCUUUUCUAGCACAGACUGUUUGAAUCUCUGGCCAUAAGAGGCCCCAUCUGACUUUGCAGCCCUUUGUUAGUGUGACCUCUUCUAGAGCCCAGGCCCAGGACCUGGCAGAUACACUCUAGCUGAGGACAGGAGCUCAGAACUCCAAAGCAGAUGUGCUUGCUUGCAACACUUCACUCUGGUCAGAACAAAAGCUACUCCAUGCUUCAAAUCACGUGCCAGCAGCAUUGACCAGGUAGGUUAGGUCUCCAAAGCAUCGAGCUUUCCCCACAGCUGGUUAACUUCUCUCAGGGUAAGCUCAGGUGCCUCGCGAUGGCUUAAUACAGGCCCUUCAGGUGAGUAAGUCGUACUGAGCAGGAGAGGGAAGCUGUGUGGCUAAGAGGCUACCCGGCAUCUUUGGGCAUAGUUGAUCAGUACGGUGCCAGGAAGGUCAUCCCCCAGCUGGGACAGUAUGUAGACUUCAUAGGAAAGGGUGGGUGGCAGAUGUGAGCAGCUGUCACUCAGUCCCUUAUAAAAACGCUUAAGGCAUUGGAAUUGAGUGUCACAGGCGGGGUGCACCUUCCAAGGUGUGCCUAGCCAGCACUCUGGAGACCAUCAAGGGGGGCUAGUGGGCAUCACUGUGCUCCGCAUUUCAGAGUGGCAGAUUUGAUGACUAAAGACACUCGGGCACCCUGAGGAACAGCACUGGGGAUGUGCAGCUGUGCUGGUUGGCCUGCCUCCCUGCCCGGAGCCACGUGGUGUCUGCAUCCAUAGCAUGAGGGAGGUACCAGAGCCACCUCUUCUUUAUAAUGCCAGCAACUGUUAAAACCCUUGAUGUCUACAAAUGGCAAGAAAAGUUGUGUUUUCAUUUUCUGGGAACUCCCAAAGGCCCCGGCUCAAGGACUCUUUGCAUUGUGUGUCAUGUACAUCUCUUAAGUGUUCUUUGCUGUUCUGGAAUUGUCCUUGGUUUUUCCUUAGCUCAUAGAUCAUAGACACAGAAAUAUUAUAGUAUUUACAGCAUCCGCAUCAAGCAUCAGAUGGCUUCGCAUCCAGAAAAACAUAACUCAGUUUGAAGCACCAAGCAUGUGUAACAUGGCUCUAUACAAUACAAUAAAAAGCGCUAAUGUUAAGCUCUUUAA
Messenger RNA from Mus caroli (Ryukyu mouse), 5984 nucleotides. It is a transcript of the gene Yy1, whose product is annotated as YY1 transcription factor. Gene Ontology annotation, biological process: regulation of transcription by RNA polymerase II. Gene Ontology annotation, molecular function: DNA-binding transcription factor activity, RNA polymerase II-specific; RNA polymerase II cis-regulatory region sequence-specific DNA binding. NCBI's taxonomy places the organism in Eukaryota, Metazoa, Chordata, Mammalia, Rodentia, Muridae. The record is from RefSeq and is a predicted model, not a curated record. Gene Ontology annotation, cellular component: chromatin; transcription regulator complex; PcG protein complex.